AUGAAAUAUCUCCCCUUAUUGAUCGUUGCUUUAACAGCUUUUCUCGAUUCCACAAAUGGACAAGAAGUGGGAAUUUUACAGACACCAAAAUCAACAUUUACACCUGCUCAACCUCCAGCGAUUCCUCUAGCUGUCAGAUCUCCUUACUUGAGCACGUGGUUAUUUGCUGGAAGCGAUGCAGGAAAUGGGGGAUAUCUGGCUGGUCAAUGGCCUCAGUUCUGGGCGUGCGUACAUCCCAUACUCAAGAGCGUGGUCUUCGAGGCUAAUUUGAGUUGAAGUGGACAAGUUACUGCAUGGACAGGUUUGAUCCGCGUAGAUGGGGUAGCGUAUACUUGGAUGGGAAAUCCUGGGUAUCCUGGGUCACAAGUGGUUUUCCAAAAGUCUUUUACUUAUACGGCUACUUCGAGUCAGUUCGUUAUGGAUGUUGGAGGGAAGAUUGAGAGUAAGUUGACUUUCUUAUGUUCUCUUAUGUUCGAUUUUCUCCCGAGGUUGGAGCUAUAAGAAUUCCUCCUUGGAUAUCGAAUACUUUAUUUGCUGGUAUCAUACUAAAUUUCUCAGUGAAUAUCACUUUCACGUCCCCAGUUAAUGUAGAUGAUAUGAAACGACAAUCGGUUCUAGCCUCAUUUCUUGAAGUCCGAGUGAGCUCGGCAGACGGAGCAGGUCAUCAAGUACAGCUCUACACUGACAUAUCUGCUGGUAAGCAUUCAAUCAGCCACACGAAAGGAGAGAAUUGACUUAUCAAAUAGAAUGGGUUGCUGGAGAUCACAGCUCUGUGGCCCAAUGGGAUUACGGGGUAACAGAUGGUGUUGCUCAUCACAAGGUUUAUAGACAAACGCAGCUCGAAUUCAGCGAAUCCUCGGAUCAAGCUGACUGGGGUAACUUUUAUUAUUCCACCAAGAACAAUUUGAACCUUGCCUAUCAGUCCGGACCAGAUUCGGUUGUCCGUGGUCAAUUCUUGAAUAAUGGUACUUUGAGAAAUACCAACGACACCAAUUACAGACCUAUCAACCAGAACUAUCCAGUUUUCGGAUACUCAAGUGAUUUUGGUACUGUUCAACGAGAAAGUCAUUCGACUCUGUAUACCAUUGGUCUCUCUCAGAAGCAGGCUAUUCAGUUUGAUGGAGAAACUGGAAUAAUUCCUCUGGCUUCGUUAUGGACAAGUUACUUUGCAAGUGAAGAGGAAUCUGUGAGCAAUACAUUAUUCUUCGCCUUGAAAUCAGCUAACAUUCUUAGGUUGCUUUCUUCUACCAUGACCAUGCCACUGCAAGUAGAAAUGCACGAACCCUUGAUGCCAAAAUAGCCAAAGAUUCGGUUGCUUCAGGAGGCCAGAACUAUUCAAUUGCCACGACUCUUGCGACCCGUCAAGCAUUUGGAGCUACUCAACUUGUUGGAAAUUUGACGAAGCAGUAUCUUUUCCUGAAGGAAAUCAGUUCUGAUGGAAACACUCAGACCGUAGAUGUCAUUUUCCCAUAUCACCCAAUUCUUUUGUACUUGAAACCUGAGUGGUUGAAAUUGCUCUUGGAUCCACUGUUUGAAAAUAUGGAGAGUGGGCAGUAUCCGAAUAAGUACUCUAUGCAUGAUUUGGGAGCGCAUUAUCCUAAUGUAAGUUUGUCGAUCCAUUUUCUCCCACAUCCACUUCUACCAUUUUAUUUGGAAGAGAAUAAAGCUCACUCUUCCUUUUCAGGCAACUGGUCAUCCGGACGGUCUCGAUGAGCCACAGCCUCUAGAAGAAUGUGGUAACAUGCUCAUUAUGACACUUGCAUACGCCCAAAGAAUGAAAGAUAAAGCCUACCUCACGCAACACUUCAAAGUUCUAGAUCAAUGGACACAAUACCUCAUCGAAGAAGCUCUCAUCCCCGCCGACCAAAUCUCAACAGAUGAUUUCGCUGGCUCCCUGGUCAACCAAACCAACCUCGCUCUCAAAGGUAUCAUCGGUAUUCAAGCAAUGGCAGUAAUCGCCAACGCCACCGGAAACACUGGAACAGGAGCAAACUACACGAAAAUAGCUUCCUCCUACCUAACCCAAUGGCAAACCCUAGGAAUCGCCCACGAUGCCAACCCCCCACAUACAACACUCAACUACGGACACAACGAAACGCACGGGCUCCUAUACAACCUCUACGGCGACCGCGAACUCGCACUUAACUUCGUACCCCAAUCCAUCUACGACAUGCAAUCCAGCUUCUAUCCCACCGUCAUGUCCACCUACGGCGUACCCCUGGAUACACGACACGAUUACACGAAGAACGACUGGGAGUUCUUCGCUGCUGCCAUCGCGGGCGAGGAGACGAAGAACUUGUUCGUCGGCGAGGUGGCCAAGUGGAUCCAGGAGACGCCGACGAAUGUCCCCGUCACGGAUCUGUAUGAUGCGGAUACGGGGAACUGGGCGAUUGGGAGUGGGCAUUUUGCUGCGAGGCCGGUGGUUGGGGGGUGGUUUGCGCUUUUGGCGCUAGAGGGGGCGGAGGGGUUGGGGUUAUAG
This is a messenger RNA of Hymenoscyphus albidus, 2479 nucleotides long. The record is from the annotation of a GenBank genome assembly. Lineage: Eukaryota; Fungi; Ascomycota; Leotiomycetes; Helotiales; Helotiaceae.